CUUUUGGUCCACUUACCUACACCUAAUCAACCAUAAUCCAACCUUUAUUUAUUGCUUCCCAUAACACAUCUAUAAAUCUAUAGAGAAAACAUCAUAGUUCAUCAAAUCUCCAGUCAUGCAUCAAAAACCUUCCAUUGAUGCAACAAUGCUUCUUGUUAUUUGCAUUGUGCUAGUGUUACCUGAGUUCUCUUAUGCAGCCAUUAAGAAUUACCAGUUUGACAUUGGGUUGCAGAAUGUGACUAGACUUUGCCACACCAAGAGCAUGUUAACAGUUAACGGGCAGUUUCCCGGACCGACGAUCUAUGCAAGGGAGGGCGAUCGAGUGAUUGUUAAGGUGGUUAACCAUGCAGCCAACAAUGUGACAAUUCACUGGCAUGGAAUUAGGCAGCUUCAAAAUCCAUGGGCUGAUGGACCAGCCUACAUAACCCAAUGUCCAAUUCAAACAAACCAGAGUUAUGUGUAUGACUUCACUCUUGUGGGACAGAGAGGUACUCUUCUUUGGCAUGCCCACAUCUCAUGGCUCAGAGCCACAAUCUAUGGCCCCAUCAUCAUCCUUCCCAAGUUUGGAGUGCCUUAUCCGUUCCCCAAACCUUAUGAAGAAAUCACAAUCAUUCUUGGGGAGUGGUUCAACGCAGACAUAGAGGCUGUGAUUUCUCAGGCUUUACAAACAGGUGCAGGUCCAAAUAUUUCUGAUGCUUAUACUAUCAAUGGUCUGCCAGGUCCUUUAUACAACUGCUCCAAAGAUACAUACAAGUUGAAGGUAAAACCGGGGACUACUUACCUUCUACGUAUGAUCAACGCUGCACUCAACGAUGAACUCUUCUUCAGCAUCGCAAACCACAAGCUCACUGUUGUGGAAGUUGAUGCCCUCUACGUGAAACCCUUCACCACUGACAUCAUCCUUAUUACCCCAGGCCAGACAACCAAUGUCCUUCUUACAACCAAACCCUAUGUACCAAGCUCCUCAUUCCUCAUGGCUGCAAGCCCUUACAACACUGGCCAAGGAACCUUUGACAACACUACAACUGCAGGCAUCCUUGAAUACCAGAGCCCUUUAAAUAAUAAUAAGAAUCUCCCACUCAUGAGACCUAUUCUCCCAGGUCUCAAUGACACUUCCUUCGUUGCUAACUUCUCAAGAAGACUAAGAAGCUUGGCAAACUUUCAGUACCCUGCCAACGUGCCUCAGACUGUGGACAAGAAGUUCUACUUCACUGUAGGUUUAGGCACAAGCCCCUGCCCCAAGAACCAAACAUGCCAAGGACCCAAUGGAACUAAGUUUGCAGCCUCAGUGAACAACGAAUCCUUUGUUCUCCCUACUAGUACUUCCAUCCUCCAGGCCUACUUCUUUAAGCAAUCCAAAGGUGUAUACACUACUGACUUCCCUGACAACCCUCCCUUUCCUUUUAACUACACUGGAACUCCUCCGAAUAAUACUUUUGUUGAUAACUCUACAAAAGUAAAGGUGCUGCCGUUCAACACAGCAGUAGAAGUUGUCUUGCAAGAUACUAGCAUUCAAGGAGUGGAGAGCCAUCCACUUCACUUGCAUGGAUUUAACUUCUUCAUUGUUGGACAAGGGUUUGGGAACUAUAACCCUAACACUGACCCAUCUAAGUUUAAUCUUGUUGAUCCGGUUGAGAGGAACACUGCCGGAGUACCUUCCGGUGGGUGGGUGGCCGUCCGUUUCCGAGCAGAUAACCCUGGUGUGUGGUUCAUGCAUUGUCAUUUAGACGUGCACACAAGCUGGGGUCUGAAGAUGGUUUGGAUAGUGUUGGACGGUGAUCUCCCUAGUCAAAAACUUCUCCCCCCACCUUAUGAUCUUCCCAAGUGUUGAAGAAUCUUUUGUUAAUUUGUCGUGCAUUAGAGAUUGUGAAACAUUUGCUUUAAUUAUGUUGCUUUGAUUUGAUUGUGGUUUGGUGCUAUACAUCAUUUGGUGGAAGCUCUCUCUUUCUUUGUGGUGUUCAUAGCAUGCGUUGAAAACGCUUAAUAAAUGUAUUUUGUAAAUGUUUGAGUGUGUUUUAUUUAA
Molecule: messenger RNA, 2023 nt
Organism: Dioscorea cayenensis subsp. rotundata (Guinea yam)
Lineage: Eukaryota; Viridiplantae; Streptophyta; Magnoliopsida; Dioscoreales; Dioscoreaceae
Product: laccase-17-like
Exons: 6
Coding region: 116-1831 (571 amino acids)
Biological process (GO): lignin catabolic process
Cellular component (GO): apoplast
Molecular function (GO): hydroquinone:oxygen oxidoreductase activity; copper ion binding
Source: RefSeq, a predicted model, not a curated record